AUGGAAGCCUUCAAACUCGUACAAUGGGGCGCCCCAGGCCAAUACGUCGACGUGCCCAAGCCGCAGCCCGGCCCCGGUGAAGUCCUCAUCCGCAUGAAAGCCGCGGGCCUCUGCCACACCGACCUGGACAUGGUCGACAGCCAGCCCGGCUCUGAGCCCUUUGCCAACUCCUUCGACGCAGGCUACAUCCUGGGCCACGAGAACGCGGGCUACGUCGCCGAGCUCGGCAGCAGCGUCACCGAUCUAGUUGUUGGGGAGGCGGUCGUCCACUGUGAGGCGUUUCGACGGGGCGCUAUCUGUAUGACGCGUGGGUGCGGCCUUGACGGCGGGCUGGCGGAGUUUCUGGUCGUGCCGCGGACUGAGGCCAUCUCCAUUGUGGAUGGGGACCCUGUGGUGUACGCACCGCUUACGGAUGCUGCUGUCACUGCCUAUCAUGCGAUACAGAACGUGGUGCAGCGGCUCAAGCCCGGCACGAGCGCGGCGCUGAUAGGUAUAGGCGGCCUAGGUACCUACGGCGUCCAGUUCAUCAAGCUGAUGACGGCAGCGAGGGUAUUUGCAGUGGACAAUGCAGAAGGUCGGCUGAAGGUGGCAAGAGAUGUCGGAGCAGAUGAGACGGUGCGAUUCGAGGAUGAUGGCAAGAGGGCUUCCGAGCAGAUCAUGUCUUUGACAAAGAGUCGAGGCGUUGACGCCAUCGUCGACUUCGUGGGCACUGCGGAGACUCUGAAGCUAGCAGCGGCGGUAUCUCGCCCCCGUGGACGUGUCGUCCUCCUGGGAAUGCAGGGAGGCACGCUUGGAGUUAGUUGGGGCCUGCUCGCCACAAGUUGCGAGUUUGCCAUCAGCCUUGGCAGCACGCGGCAAGAUUUGAGGGAGGUUUGCGCGCUGGUCAAGCAAGGCAAGUUGAGGGUUGACGUCCAAGAAUUCUCGUUUGACAACGUGCAGAAGGCCUAUGAUCAGUUGAGGGCUGGGAGUCUGGUGGGACGAGCCGUAGUCGUAUCUCCAUAG
Messenger RNA from Anthostomella pinea, 1002 nucleotides. Lineage: Eukaryota; Fungi; Ascomycota; Sordariomycetes; Xylariales; Xylariaceae. The record is from the annotation of a GenBank genome assembly.